AUGACGAUGCUCCUCUACGUCUGCUCCAUUCCGCACGGCAGCGUCUCCUUCGUCAACUGUCUUUACCUGGCGGUCACGGCGCUCACAUGCACAGGCAUGGCACCUAUCAACCUCAGCACGCUCAAUACGGCGCAGCAAGUCCUCCUUGGCAUCAGCUUUUUCAUCGGCAGUGCGCCAACAGUCAGCCUGGCUGUGCUAGAGAUCCGCAUGCGGGCUUUCCAUACCGCAUUCGCGGCGAGAUCGAAGAAGAAGGGGAGUCAGGAGCAAGGCGGUACUGCUGGUCCAGAGUCCAGGCCUCUUGUGGCGGGCCAAGUUGGUGGCGAAUCUUUCCCUGGGAAUGAUAGCGAGCCGAUGAACCAUCCUACGCCUGAAGACACCGAGAAGCCGCUCCAGUCGUCCUCCUGGCGCCGUGCGCAGCAGUUUCUAAGCAAAAGAACGGUUGGCCGGAACUGCGCUUUUCAUGAUCUUACUCGAGAAGAGCAGAAGUCUCUGUUUACCGUCGAGAUUUUUGGUGCUAUUUCAGUCGCGGCCUAUCUCGCCGUGUAUAGGGCAGAUACGUGCCGAGAGAACGGUGCAAACCCAAUCUCACGCGAUGGUAGAUCCACAGGGAUAUUCAUCAGUGUUGCUGCCUUCAAUAAUGCCGGAAUGUCUCUGCUGGAUCAGAGCAUGCUGGCCGAUCUACCUCCGAAUGAUCAUAUCGCUUAUGGUUCGUUGUCUCUUUUACCUAAGACGCUUCACAACACGCUUCGAAGACAUACGAAACACGCUCAAAUAUACUCUCAAUUACCCCCGCCGUGUAUAUACCCAUAUGUUUCCAAUGAAGGAAACAUGUUGGUGGCCUUCGAAAUUUUCACCCAGCAUGAUGCCGAAGUGAUGGCAGUACCUAGGAUCGAUAGGAUCAUCGACGGCGUCUUCCAAGCAUUUUCCGUUCGCUGCAGUGGAUUUACCAUCGUCUCGAUCGGUGCCCUGAACAGCGGCCUCCAAUCACUCUACGUUGGGAUGAUGUAUGUGUCGGCCUACCCCAUCACCAUCGUGAUGCGGAAUUCAAAUGUCUACGAAGAGCGCUCUCUGGGUAUCUUCAGCGACAAUACGCCUCCUGUCAGAGGCGAUUCAAGCGGAGAAGAAGGCGACGCACCUCAUACUUCAUCUAAUUCGCGUGAGGACCGACUGUUUUUCGUCAAACAGCAGCCACCGUCCCAAACUACCCCCAUUGCCGCUAUGGCGACGCUAAAUUCAAGCUCCCCCACAGUCGAAGCAUUGCUCGGUUACGAUCUCUGGGCUCUCGUUGUCGCCAUGACCCUGAUUGCGUUCCUCGAGAACCAGAAAUACGAGCACGACCCGUUAGGCUAUUCCUUGUUCAACAUCAUCUUCGAGGUCUUCUCGGCCUACGCGACCAUCGGCCUGAGCAUCGGGACGCCCGGCCAGUACUACGCGCUGUCGGGCUCGUGGACCACGGUCAGCAAGGUCAUCGUCAUUGGCCUGAUGCUCCGCGGUCGACACCGCUCUCUGCCUGUCGAUAUUGAUCGCGCCGUGCAGCUUCCUGGCGAGGACGACGAUGGCCGUCACGAAGAGGAUGGUGAAGAGGAGCAGCAGCGGGUCCGUGAGCGCGAGGGCGACCGUGAGCAGGUGGAGAAAUGA
Molecule: messenger RNA, 1638 nt
Organism: Drepanopeziza brunnea f. sp. 'multigermtubi' MB_m1
Lineage: Eukaryota; Fungi; Ascomycota; Leotiomycetes; Helotiales; Drepanopezizaceae
Source: RefSeq, a predicted model, not a curated record